This is a messenger RNA of Scleropages formosus (Asian bonytongue), 2998 nucleotides long. Its product is annotated as choline transporter-like protein 1. The record is from RefSeq and is a predicted model, not a curated record. Gene Ontology annotation, molecular function: transmembrane transporter activity. The transcript is spliced from 15 exons. Gene Ontology annotation, cellular component: membrane. Lineage: Eukaryota; Metazoa; Chordata; Actinopteri; Osteoglossiformes; Osteoglossidae. Gene Ontology annotation, biological process: transmembrane transport. Bases 779 to 2965 code for a protein of 728 amino acids.
AGAGCAGAUAAGUAACUGUGUAAAACUAAUACCUUACUGGGAUAUGUAUUAAAACAUGUUUGAAAAUUAAAGAAUGCACAGGGGAUUUGACACAGUAUUAUUACUAACAGUCUGGGGCUCUCAGACAUUUUAAUAAAAUAGAUUUGUUAUUACAGAUUACUGUAUAUGAGAAUAAAGAGAAAGUGCUGUAUUAUGGUCCAUAUACUACAAUAGCAAAAAUGAGCUUGUCAUAAAGUUUUUUUCUAUAUUUAAAGCAGUGUAUAAUUUGCAGCAUUUAAUUAUGAAUGUAACAUCAUCAAAUUAAUAGUGAAAGGAAAUUAUUUUUCUGUCGUUUUUAAGUAUAAUUUUGAAGACAUCCUAAGGACUAAUUAUUUUAGUCCUCGGUCGGUCGCACCCUCUCUCUCUCUCGCUCACACACACAUUCACCUAUUAGUACUGUAUCGUACAGUACUGUAGUCGAAACUCGCGCGUUCCACCAUCGUCCCAUCAUCCCCCGAAAUCGCGCGCGCUGUGGAUCGUGCGGGGCUCGCGCACUCGGCGGCGUUCCGGUUCCGGCUGCACCUGCGGAGCCACCAGGAAGUGUGGAGCCACAAAUCCCACGGUGUUAAUCCGUCUUGCCUGAAGGAAGGCGGCGGGCGCUGAAUAUGCGCGGGGAAGCGGAGCUGCUCGUGUUCGCGCAUCGUUAAACAGGGAGCCGCAAGCUGUGGGCGGGAGGAAGCGACGCCGCCGACCCCCCUGCCAGUCCGGCUUCGUGUUUGGCUGCGACUCGCUCUUCGCGAUGGGAUGCUGUGGUGGCGCAGAGAGAACAAAGAGAGAAUGGAAGCCCUUGGAAGACCGAAGCUGUACAGAUGUCGCCUGGCUUCUCAUAUUCCUAGUCUUUUGUGUGGGCAUGGGCUCUAUCUGUGGCUACACUGUGGUCACUGGGGCUGCUGGAAGACUCAUCUUCGGGUACGACAGCUAUGGGAACACAUGCGGUCGACGGAACUCCCAGAUCGAGGGGGUCAAACUCAGCGGCCUGGAUCAAACCGACAAAAAAUUUGUGUUCUUCCUGGACCCCUGCAACAUUGACAUUGUACAGAGGAAGAUCAAGUCGAUGGCUCUGUGCGUGGCCAAGUGCCCUGAGACAGAGCUCAAGACGUAUGGAGACAUCAAGAGAUUUGCCAUGAAUAAUGGGUCUGAACUCUGUUCCUACGAGCUACCUGCUCACAGAUAUCCUGGCCACCCGGAGAGGUCUACCAAAUGCCCUAAAUUGCCAGUAUUACCAAGCAAGCCCCUCCCACUGUUCAACCGCUGCACCCCUGUGAACAUCUCCUGCUACACCAGGUUUGCUGAGGCUGUGGUGACCUUUGUCAGCGACAACAGGGUGCUGCACAGUCUAGUUGCUGGGGUGGUCGCCAGCAAGGAGAUCAUCUUGGGCCUCUGUGUGCUGGCAUUAGUGCUUUCCAUGGUCCUGAUGAUCGUCAUUCGCUACAUCUCCGCCGUCCUGGUGUGGAUCCUCACCGCCCUUGUGGUCCUCGGUUCCCUGGGUGGCACAGGUGUCUUGUGGUGGCUGUAUGUGGACAACAGAAAGGCUGCAAAUGCAACUUUUGCUGCGACUGCGGCAGCAGUGGCUGGCAGCAAGGAGGAGCCCAGAGACAAUGUCCAAGCCCUGCUGAUCUAUGCCAUCGCUGCCACUGUCUUCACAGUGAUCCUGCUGCUGCUGAUGCUCUUCAUGAGGAAGCGUGUGGCCCUUACCAUCGCACUGUUCCACGUGGCUGGCAAGGUAUUCAUCCACCUGCCCCUGCUGGUCUUCCAGCCCUUCUGGACAUUCCUGGCGCUCCUGAUCUUCUGGCUGUACUGGAUUAUGGUGCUGUUGUUCCUUGGCACUGCUGGAAACCCAGUUGAGAAUGAGGAGACGGGUCUGGUUGAGUUCCAGCUCUCUGGCCCGCUGCAGUACAUGACCUGGUACCAUGCUGUAGGGCUCAUUUGGAUCAGCGAGUUCAUCCUGGCCUGUCAGCAGAUGACCGUAGCUGGUGCAGUGGUGACAUACUAUUUUACUAGGGACAAGUCAAGGCUGCCGAUGACACCCAUCCUCUCCUCUGUGUUCCGGCUCAUUCGCUAUCACUUGGGCACGGUGGCCAAAGGGUCCUUCAUCAUCACGCUGGUCAAGAUCCCCCGCCUCAUCCUCAUGUACAUUCACAACCAGCUCAAGGGAAAGGAAAAUGCUUGCGCACGGUGCAUGUUAAAGGCCUGCAUCUGUUGCUUGUGGUGUUUGGAGAAGUGCCUAAACUACCUGAACCAGAAUGCGUAUGCAGCAACAGCCAUCAAUAGCACCAGUUUCUGCACCUCCGCCCGCGAUGCGUUCGUCAUCCUGGUGGAAAAUGCUUUGAGGGUUGCUGCCAUCAAUGCUGUUGGUGAUUUUGUUCUGUUCCUUGGGAAGGUGCUGAUUGUGUCGUGCACAGCCUUUGCUGGUGUCCUGGCGCUCAACUACCAGCGUGACUACACCGUGUGGCUGCUGCCACUCAUCAUUGUCUGCCUCUUCGCCUUCCUGGUGGCUCAUUGCUUCCUCUCUAUCUAUGAGAUUGUGGUGGAUGUCCUGUUCCUCUGCUUCGCCAUCGACACCAAAUACAAUGACGGGAGCCCAGGCAGGGAGUUCUAUAUGGACAAGGCCCUCAUGGAGUUUGUGGAGAACAGCAGGAAAUCACUGCCAGAGUGGAUCCGUGGGCGGCUGGAAGAGGGUAAGAGUGAAGGUGACAGCGGGGAGGCGAGGCCCAUGGUGAGUGCGGGCAGCGAGUGCGACGCGCUGCAGGAGUUCCACUUCUGUUACCUGUUCGUUGGCGUAUUUGUGGACUGGGCAGUGUCCGAGCGUGCAUUCGUGCUGUGUCUCACCGAGGACGUGCUUCUUUUCCUGUUCAUCUAUCUGCCUGCUUGCACGUUCUUCAUUUUCAUCUCCCUGCUGCAACCCAUGCCCGUGUUGGCAUGCUAACAUCACCACGCUGUCAUUUUCUUGCUUCUUUUC